AUGUCUCGCUGGCACACGGACUCGUGCAUUACUCCAGAUGUCUAUGUCGAAGACAGCACCCCACGAUGUCGAUCAUGCGGCAGUGCUCCCGAUCUGGCGAAGCUCAUCGCAGAACAAUCCACGGUGAACUCACCCUGGACGGUGCCGCCAGAUGAGGAGUUUGGGCACAUGAACCUGCACUGGCCUGCGACUGUUCCGUACAAGACUCUACAGUCUACCGACCGCCAAGACAAUGACAACACGCUCGCGACCGAUGAAAUAUCCCCAGGAUGCAACACUGAAGAUCGAGACCAACCAUUAGCUUCUUCUCCGGCCUAUGACACGAUUGCUAAGAAUCAUUUGCGACUCUUGAGUCUGCCCGCCAUGGCAAACGUCGAACACGACUGCAUUCAUGCCACCCUCCACACUUACCAGCUUGACGAUUGCCCCGAGUAUGAAACAGUGUCGUAUUGCUGGGGAGGGGAAGAUGGGGAAAUGGAGCGCUGUCGACCGAUCUAUCUCACUGCUUAUUGGGAUGUGCUGCUGCAGACAAAGAAUUGUUGGUCGCUGCUCAAGUAUCUGCAACUCAGGACUGAGCCGAGGCUUGUGUGGGUUGACGCCAUCUGCAUUAAUCAAGCGAACAUCGAAGAAAGAGAGAUACAAGUGGGCCAUAUGGGCGAGAUAUACCGACGGUGCCUCAGGGUUGUGGUCUAUUUGGGAGAAAGCAUUGCCUGCUCCCAAGAGCUUGGGCGAACCGAACGAAAAUACCCUGCGCGAUAUGAUCUGCAAGACAUCAAUAACCACAUACCAGCUUCUGUCAUGGAUCUAAAGAAACUGUUCAGCCUUCGCUACUUUCGUCGCCUGUGGAUCGUUCAAGAAUUAGUGCUUGCCCCAAUGGCCAUCAUCCCCAUUCUCGGUAUCGAGUUCAUGGCUUCAGCAGCCACAGUUCGUCAUCCUUCAAUCUCAGGCAACUUCCCACGCUGGACGGACUUCAUCUGCAGCAGAAACCUGGAUUUUGGCCAAAGCCUGCGAGAGGUUCUCAUGUCUACAAGGGAGUCUGAAGCAACGGACAUCCGUGACAAAGUGUUCGGGUUAUUGGGAUUUCUCACAGAGGCUCCGGACGUUCCGCCAGACUAUUCUAUAUCAGCAAUCCAUACCUUCAUCGGAACGAUAGCCUAUAUGGUCAUUAGUGAAGGCUGCCUCGAUCUUCUCACGUAUGCUUCCGGGCACCUAGCUUCAGCUGAUUUUCCAUCGUGGCUACCAGAUUGGACAUUGUCGACCCUGGGAGCUGGGCUAUCUCAUUUGACGACCUGUGCAGCUGUGGGACCUUCCGAGGGAGACGCUUCGCAGACCUUGCGCAAGAUGAGAUUUGAUAAUCCUCAAGAGAGGUUUUUCAUGAUUCUUCAUCCUGGCAAAUCGCUGCAAGGCCACCUUCAAGCCCCUGGCGAGGUGGCGCCGUCCGCAACUCGCAACGCAAAGGAAUGUUCAAUCACUGUUGAUCCCGCCUCUGCAGCAUUAUCGAUCGAGAUGAUACAUCUCUGCAACUUUGCGUCCCCCCCGAUAUCGUGUAUUUGGAAGCGGCAUUAUCCACCAUGCCGUAUGUUCAAAAUCAAGACUGGCCUAUGUUGGAUCUACCUUCUCGUACCCGGAGACGUGCCAUUAGAUCAGGUAAUUGAGCCCGGACCGAACCAGGCGUUCCUCCUACCCGGACUGGAGAAGUCCAGGAAUUAUGUGGCAAUUCUUCAGCAACGGCCAUCGCUUAAUUCCUUCAAACUAGUGAAAUUCUUUGUCUGCCAUUACAUUAGCUUUUCAACAAAUUGGAGCCCAUCGCGACAUUUCAAGUUUCCCGACCCAAUGACGGCUUGUUCUUACGAGUUGCUCUCUCACCGCGUUUACGGCACAAUCAAAGACAUUCAAAGCCACCUCGAGGAGUUAUGGCGGCAACGCUGCUUGCUACUGGACCAUAUUUUCGUUGCAUUGUCUAUGAAAAUCAAGCAAGCAGCCGAGUGGCGUCAGCGUGCAGUGUCUAUGGGAAACAAAUUUCAAGUAUACAAGGAGCUCUGUUCUUUAUUUGACAGCUUACACAGAGACUCGCAAGCUGGCCUCGACGAUUUUCUCCGGUACCUACGCAGAAACGCCCCGGAUUGCCGCACGUGGACAGAUCGGCAGAAGGUGUUCUUGACGAUUGAUUACGAAGACUGGUUUCGAGUUUCUUCGUCUUUGCUGCCAAAUUUCAGCCGCAUGUAUUUGGACUCAUACCCUGCGGAGGAUGCUCUGAAUAUAGGAUCUGUUCCAAGAUCAGGCUGGGGCUGGCGGUUUCUAUCGCGCCACCAGGACCAGAAUGAUGGCUCAAAAGAUCGACGGGAGGAUCCGCCCUGGGAAUGGGGAUUCUUAGGUGGCUUUGAAAUGUCUCCAAACAGUAUAUCGGGCCCAGUUGAGAUUGUCUUUGAUGGCGAAGCGCUGGCCAGGCUGUUGAGCCACAGCGAGUACGCUGAGCCGCUGCGCAAAUUAAGGAUUUGCUCUCGACUUGUUGGCAAGGACGAGACCUCUUUGGCCCUGGAUGAACCCGACCCUAAAUAUCAAUCUGUCUGCUAUUUCGACUGGCCUGACUGCUUCUUGGAUAACCUAGAGUCCCUGGGGCAUAUUCGUACAGUUACCAUCACAUAG
Molecule: messenger RNA, 2646 nt
Organism: Thyridium curvatum
Lineage: Eukaryota; Fungi; Ascomycota; Sordariomycetes; Thyridiales; Thyridiaceae
Exons: 1
Coding region: 1-2646 (881 amino acids)
Source: RefSeq, a predicted model, not a curated record